AUGCCAGACAGCCUUGACGCAUGCCUUCGAAACUGUGUUCAGCAAAUGGCAACCUGCCCUGCUCCUGCUCCAGAUUUGCGGCCAACUGGACCAGAGUGCCAGCAUGGAUGUGGUUGGACAGCCUUUCCUGGGCGCACUACAUGCUGUCGGUCCUGCCAGGGUAACGAGGGCCCUCAUUCCAAGGACUGUAGCACCAAGAAUAGACCGAGCCACACAAGUGGCCCAUUGUGUGAGCAAGGAUGUGGAAGAAGAUCUUUCGGGUCUUUUACAACAUGCUGCACUCGCUGCCGUGGUCCAAAAGGCCCUCAUGCUGGCGAUUGUGCGCACAAGGGAGUCAACGCCACUCGUGGCGUGGAUUUUGACUUGGAGGAUGGGCUGAGGCGUCAGCUGGAGGAGUGGCACGCAGUCGGAGCCAUGCAGAGCGCGCAGCAGGUGCAGGAUGUGAUUCGAGAAUUGUCCAGUUCAGCCGGAGUUGCUGAACAGGUUGUGAAGAUGUUGUGGCUGUCCAUAGCCAGGCAAACAAGGCCAUCAAAAGGCCCUUUGGCUGUGUACCUUGACCUUGCCAAGAAACACCAUGGCGUGGAUGUGGAAGUGAUCGAUUUGGGCCAAUACAGCGCGAAACAUAGCAAUUCCUGCAUGUUUCUGACUUGCGCGGUUGCCUUGGCGGAGCGACGAGAAAAAGGUCACGAUGAUGGGCCUUUGGGGGUUGUGGGCGACCACAUCGAGGUGUCAGCGCCUUUCGGCCAGACGAUCUCCCUACCGGAUCUCAUCCAAGAGCACCAAGAGAACCCCUACAGUACAUUGGGUCGGAUGGCUGACGUUUUGCGCCACGCAGCCUGUGAAGUUCUGUUGUCAGACAAGGACUAUUUCCUGCCCUUCUUCCAUCCAGUCGCAGCGGCGCAUAGCGAGCCAAGCGAGGAUGCUUACGAGAAGUGGGUAUCUAAGAUGCGAGGAGAAGAAGAAGGUGACGAACUCGUCAUGCUGGCUCUAUCACGGCUUUGCGGUGUGGCAGUCCAGCCUGUUCAAAAGAGCGGGUAUCGAGUGCCUUUGAUGGAUCCCUGUGGCGAAAGUGAAAGCCCGACUGGAUGGAUAAGCUACUGGGGCAACGAUGACCGGCAUUGGGUGUGGCUCAGGUUGCGCGGAGGAUGA
This is a messenger RNA of Durusdinium trenchii, 1149 nucleotides long. The record is from the annotation of a GenBank genome assembly. Lineage: Eukaryota; Dinophyceae; Suessiales; Symbiodiniaceae.